Molecule: messenger RNA, 4321 nt
Organism: Xiphias gladius (swordfish)
Lineage: Eukaryota; Metazoa; Chordata; Actinopteri; Istiophoriformes; Xiphiidae
Gene: mapkapk5
Product: MAPK activated protein kinase 5
Exons: 14
Coding region: 940-2355 (471 amino acids)
Biological process (GO): negative regulation of TOR signaling; protein autophosphorylation; peptidyl-serine phosphorylation
Cellular component (GO): nucleus; cytoplasm
Molecular function (GO): calcium/calmodulin-dependent protein kinase activity; calmodulin binding; calcium-dependent protein serine/threonine kinase activity
Source: RefSeq, a predicted model, not a curated record
CUGCUAUUGCGUAGUGCCGACUCGGGUUGUGUAUCCCCUCUGACAAGAAGCCAUGGGAUUAGCAAAAUAGUCCAUAGAUGCGUGUCUCUCCUUGGCCACCUUUGAAAACAUUCUUUUUUAACGCUUUCCAUCACUUAGAUAGUGUUAUUGUUCCUUACGAGCGUGGAUCUUUGCUGUACUUUCUUGUGGAAGAAUGUUAAUACCCGUGGCUUUGAGCAGAGCUGAGAAACUAACUUGCCAGCUGAGCUAGCUCGCUAGCGCAUAACCAGACACGGCUCGACGACAUAAUAGGCUGCUGCUCUGCUUUUGGGAACACGGUGUGCUCGCUGUGACAGAUCAACCCAGCUUUCACCGAGGAUAAUACCGGUGAUUUUUGAGAUAGUAUCUCUGCCCUAGCUUAUCUUUUAAAGAUUGCCUUUGUUGUGUAAUCAUCUACACUGGCCGUGGAACCAGCUUGCUUGCUAGCAAUUUAGCUGGCAUCCGGUGCGUUCGCAGCGUUAUCAGAGCACUGCUCACAUUGCGCUGGUUAAAAAUACACUUCAUUUCCCAAGCACGGUGCCCCUCCAAAAGUGGUGGGUUAGUCCACGUUGGACUUGUCUUCGGCUUUUCUGGUCACAUUGCUCGGAGUUUGGCGCUCUACAUGGUCACUACAGUGAAUUUAAGACGACUGGAAGAGCGAGUCGUACCCCGAGGUUGUGAGCCGAGCUGGCCUGAUCUAACGUUAUAUCGUACCAGCUGGUGGGCUUCGGGUCUUUGGCUGAUCAGUGGCCGAGCAUCACUAAUGGCCUUUUCCUGUCACCAGUAGUAACAUAACAAGCCUUGGUCCAGCCCAGGGUUGCAAGACCAAAACUUUGUAAAGGUCAGAUAAAAACGCAUUGUUUCCACUGUCAGCUGUCUGAGAUUGGCGGGGCAGACUUCAUCUGUCUUGAGCAGGACACAAUGUCGGAGGAUAACAACGCAGACAAGUUCAUCAAGGAGACAUCCAUUCUGGAUGAGUACAACAUUAACUGGACACAGAAGUUGGGAGCCGGCAUCAGUGGACCUGUCAGAGUUUGUGUGAAGAAGUCAACUCAGGAACGCCUGGCCCUGAAGAUCCUCAUUGAUCGCCCCAAGGCCAGAAAUGAGGUACGUCUCCAUAUGAUGUGUGCCAACCAUCCGAACAUAGUGCAAAUCCUGGAGGUUUAUGCCAACAGUGUCCAGUUCCCACAUGAGUCUAGCCCAAGAGCAAGGCUUCUGAUAGUUAUGGAGAUGAUGGAGGGUGGUGAGCUGUUCCACAGAAUCAGUCAGCACAGGCACUUUACUGAAAAGAUGGCCAGCCAGGUCACUAAACAGAUCAGUCAAGCCUUGGAACACUGUCACUCUCUAAAUAUUGCACAUCGUGACCUGAAGCCAGAGAACCUGCUCUUCAAGGAUAACUCUCUGGAUGCACCUGUGAAGUUGUGUGACUUUGGCUUUGCCAAAAUUGAUCAAGGAGACCUGAUGACCCCUCAGUUCACUCCUUACUACGUAGCACCUCAGGUACUUGAGGCUCAAAGAAGACACCAGAAGGAAAAGUCUGGAAUUAUACCUACCUCACCCACUCCAUAUACCUAUAACAAGAGCUGCGACUUGUGGUCUCUUGGCGUGAUUAUCUACGUAAUGUUAUGUGGCUAUCCUCCGUUCUACUCCAAGCACCACAGUCGCACGAUCCCAAAGGACAUGAGGAAGAAGAUCAUGACGGGCAGCUUUGACUUCCCUGAAGAUGAGUGGAGCCAGAUCUCCGAGAUGGCCAAGGACAUUGUACGCAAGCUGCUGAAGGUGAAGCCAGAGGAGAGGCUGACCAUCGAGGGAGUCUUGGCUCACCCUUGGCUCAACUGCACCGAGGCCCUCGACAACGUGCUGCCCUCCGCCCAGAUGAUGAUGGACAAGGCGGUAGUCGCAGGUAUCCAGCAGGCCCAUGCAGAGCAGUUGGCCAACAUGAGAAUUCAGGAUCUGAAUGUCAGCCUGAAGCCCCUAAACUCUGUCAACAACCCAAUCCUCAGGAAGCGGAAACUACUAGGCCCCAAGCCCAGUGAUGGUUUCUUCAUUCAUGACCCAGAGAACGGAGGGGAAGACUCCAAUGUAGCGCUGGAAAAAUUACGAGAUGUGAUUGCACAGUGUAUACUACCACAAGCCGGAGAGAACGAGGAUGAGAAGCUGAAUGAGGUGAUGUAUGAAGCCUGGAGGUUCAACAGAGACUGUAAACUGCUGAGGGAAGGCCUGCAUGGGCUGAGCUGGGACGGACGAGCCUUCUCUGAUAAAGUUGACCGCUUGAAGUUGGCUGAAAUAGUGAAACAGGCCAUUGAAGAAAAGACGAAUCUUCAAGAAUCUCAUUAGCAAGCGCUGUUUUUCUAUCUUCUUUUUAUAUUGUUUAUUAUGACCCUUUUUAACCCAUAUCUGUAAAGAUGCUUUUUAUGUAAAAUGAUGCGAUAAUUUUUGUUUUUCAUGAGUUCACUUGCAAAACCUAUUGUACAGCUGUAGAUAUAUUUCAAAAAGGACUCAUUGGUACUAUAAUGUUUUUUAAAUGGACACUUGCAAAGAACAUGGAAAAAAACCCUAUAUUUUCAUUUUUGCAAAAAAAGAAAAAAGAUAAAAGAAGAGAAAAAUCAGUGAAAGAAAUUAUUUUCUGGGAGGGAAUUUUUAUUAGCUGCUUGUCCAAGAUGUCGUGUUUUAUCACAGUUAUUUCAUUUUAUUCUAUUUUAUUUUUCUUUUAACCAUUCUAAGAAUUUUAUUUAUUUAAACAAAGAGUUCCAUUAUUUUAUACUUACUUGUAGCCUGGCAGUGGGCUCUAAAGUCGAGAGAAGCUGUCUACGAUGCGACUUUGUUCUUCCACACACUUUCUGAAUCUCAGACUGUGUUUAAAUUAUAUUUAUCUUUGUUUUUUUGUGCAACUUCCCCUUGACCUUUUUUGUUAUCUAGAGGUCAAGGCAGUUCGGAAAUGUAGGUAAAAGAAAGUAUCAUGAAAUAGAAAAGUGCCGCCUCAAAUUUGUUAAUUUUGUCACUACACCUUUCAUAAAGUUGGUAAGAGACUGUGCUAAAUAGAUCUAAGCAUACUGGAUAUGCAUAAACACUAUGGAGGGUUUUCUUUUCAGACUCAUUUAGAUUGAUGUGUUUUUGACAAACAAAUCUUAACUUCAGGUCCACUUACUAGCUUUUUCACUAAACUUUAACUGUCUCACUGCCUUUCUAUAAAAGAUAGAGAUUUUUCAGAUUUCGAGAUGGGGUUGAAAGCUGGAAGCUGGGGGGGAAAAAAGCUUGUAAGUGGACCUUGAGUUAAGACUUAAUUGUCAAACUGUUAUCAAGGUCAAGACUGACUUUUCCCACCCUAGUUUCAUGCAGGUUUCACAAUCUUUCAGUUCAGCUCUUAAGCAUGAAGUGAUGAUACUGUUUGUCAGAUUCUGAAGUUUGUACCUUCCAAGUGAAGUGAAGUGAAUUAUUUCAACGGCUUUUUAUGUGUCUGAAAAUGUAUGAUGUGAUGCUGAAAGGUCUUAAGUUCAGUCUUCGUUUAAAGUUGUUGAUCUGUGAAAUGGCACAAUCUGAGCUGCUUUGACGUACAAGUUGUAUCUACUGGAAUUUAGACUAGGGUCAGUUAAUAUUUAAGCCCUUUUAAAGCAAGACCGCUUGCUACUUGAGCACGCAAAAAAACAGCAGACAUUUUUGGUGCAAUAUUGUUAACGUCUUUAUGAUGGAAAAGAUCAGUAGGAGGUUUCAGCAUCCUUGAACAGGUCUGUUAGGAUUUCAGUGUCCUAAUACUUGCUGUGCUACUGAAUGUGCAAUAGGGGAAUAAUUUAAUCACAUGUGCACAAUGCAUGCAUGUACAUGGCAGUGAGAUAGUGUCAGUUUUUCAGUAUUGCUGUCUAACACAGACCUUACCUACUUCAUUUAAACGGUCUGAAUACCAGCAAAUGCUCCCUCCAUUCGCCCAUCCUCACCUUUUAGUUGUAAUUAAUAUCAUAUCAUUGAUUAGCCAGGGAGAAAUUUUUCCUGCACUGUUUUGCUCCAGUUAGGGUAUCUGAUAUGAUCUUUUCAAAGAGGGGUUAGAAGAAGGGAUUCAUGUUCAGUUGUUUGAAUGAGGCUAAAAGUGCACGUUCUGUAAACAUACUUUCAUGUCAACAUUACUGCAUUAACCAUGUGUUUUUGAUCUUUUUCAUCUUAAUGAAAAAAUGUGUUUGUUCUGAGUAAUUAGCAAACAAUGGUGCAAUAUGUCAUUUCCAGUGAAAACCAUGCAUCUCCAAUUCUGGUGAUUUUGAAAUUUUGGAUUUAAAAUAAUUUCCUACUUCUUAAGAUAAAUAAACCAUUUGAA